CGUAAACAUAAUAUAGUAUUAUAUUAGUCUUCGUUUUACGUUAAACGAUGAGUAAAUUCCAGGAAAAUAUUAAACACUUGAUCCCAAAACCAAAAACACCCAUCGUCAAACCGCCGAUGUACCGCUCAAUUUACACGGAGUCUAUAAGGAGGGCAUAUAAGUCAAAUAAUAAUUGUCACAAAACUAUGGGCUAUGCUGAAGUUGAACUCGAUCCACCGUCACAGUUUCUAAAAAAACACACCAGAAAAGAGAUGAGACCAUUUGUUGAAAUAAAUAAAACUAAAUGCUGUGCUAGAAAAUUGAUUCAGCGACCAUGCGACGGCGCAGCAUCAAAUGUUUCCAAAAAACUACCAACAAAAACACGGAAAAACAUUAGACAAACAAACAUUAUUGACGUUAUAAGGAGGGUGCCACCGCCGCCAAAGCAUCGGGUCCAGGACACUAGGAACGGACACAUAAUUGUUUUGAACGAAGCCGGUUUAGAGCCCACUUAUGUGUCUAAGAAGAAUUAUGGAAAAAUACCAUCAUAUAUCGUUAAAAUGUACAAGGAAAAAGAAAUGGCCCAACUGAUGGAGACCGAGCGAAAGCGAGCUGUAAAACCGUCAUUGCGCUAUUUGCCCGAAGCAGAACGUAACGAAUUAUUGAAUGGACUGAAGACUAAUUGGGCUGAACUUCACAAAGAGUUUUUACUGUUGCCAAUGCUUACUGACACGGUACCAAAAAUGAAAAGGAAAACCAUGUUGGAAAAGCAACUGAAUAACUUGGAGAAAGACAUCGACCUAUUAGAGAGAAACCCUUCUAUCUAUGUAUGUCAAGAUGUAUAGGUCUUUGAAAACUUUCAGAAUAUUCUGCGAGUCAAUUAAAAAACACCACAGACAAAUAUAAUU
This is a messenger RNA of Rhopalosiphum maidis (corn leaf aphid), 887 nucleotides long. Its product is annotated as enkurin-like. Bases 48 to 824 code for a protein of 258 amino acids. Gene Ontology annotation, cellular component: acrosomal vesicle. The transcript has 4 exons. Lineage: Eukaryota; Metazoa; Arthropoda; Insecta; Hemiptera; Aphididae. The record is from RefSeq and is a predicted model, not a curated record. Gene Ontology annotation, molecular function: calmodulin binding.